CAAUUCAAUUUCAAUUCAUUUCUUAACCUCAUACUUGUUGUAAAUUGUAAAUAAGACUCGUACAUUACGUACAAAAUUAAUGGUGUUAUGGCCAUUUUAUUGUUCUUUUCUCUAGUUGUUUAUAAAUAUAACGUUUAAUCAUAUCAGACGUACACUAUUUACAACUAAUCAUGUAAAUGCAUUAAUACUUUAUACAAUAAUAGAAUAAUUUUACAGUGAAAGAUAUGGCAACUGAGGAGGGAAACCGCAACUCAGCGUUGCCGUCUCUAGAGGAGACUGGUCAGUGCGUGACUAGCACGUCGCAACAUGCAGGAAACAGUAGAGAACCAAGUACAGUUAGACCUCAGGAGCAAAACAGUCGACAGAACAACUUGCAAAGAAUACAACAGAGAAAGCAGCAGAUGUUAAACUUACCACAAAUGAAGAAAAUAUUAAAAAUUGCAACAUACAGCGCAUGUAAGGUUGAUGAUUGCAAGUGCAUUGGCUGGAAGAACUCCCAGAUGAUAACUAAGGUCAAAAAUGACACGCAACAACCUGUUAUAAAUUUCUUUGACCCUUGCCAAAGUUGCAAGCAUGUCUUGGAAAAUCAUGUUUCGCACUUGACUAAUCAGUCUGAGGAGGAGAUUAAUAAACUACUAUGCAUGGUCAUAGAUGCGGACAAUAUUUUUCUGGGGUUGCAAAAAGAAGAAGAUCCUGACACAAAGAAAGUUUAUUUCUACUUAUACAAACUUUUAAGAAAAUGUAUACAAUCUAUGACCAAGCCGACAAUAGAAGGUCCUUUAGGGCAGCCACCCUUCGAACGACCUAGUAUAGCAAAAGCGGUCAUGAAUUUUGUUGCGUACAAAUACGGUCACUUGCCACAAAGAGACAUGCAGGCCAUGUGUGACAUGGCAAAAAUGUUUCUACACUGUUUGAAUCAUUGGAAUUUUGAUCCGCUCAGUGCUAGAAGAGGCACGAUUAGUGUAGAAGAAGCUCCUGCAUAUAAAAUUAAUCAUACCCGUUGGCUUGUAUUUUGUCAUAUACCGGCAUUCUGUGAUUCCCUGCCUCAUUAUGACACAUCUUUGGUUUUUGGACGAACGUUCGUACAAGCUGUUUUCAAGCCAGUUUCCAGGCAGUUGCUGGAUAAAUGCCACAGUGAACGAGAUAAGUUAGCACCAGAGAAAAGAGUAAUAGUCUUAACACAUUUCCCUAAAUUCCUCUCCAUGUUAGAAGCAGAGAUUUACUCUGAUAAUUCUCCAAUUUGGGACUCUGAUUUCAAGCAAGUACCACCCACCUAUUUACAAUCCGCAUUGGAAUCAAAAGCAAAUCAAGGAAGAAGAACAGGUGAAUUUGAGAAGGUCACAGUACCACCAAACGACAAAGAUAAUUACACGACAAUUAAUAUAAGCCCUGGAAUGAAGAAAAUUCACGAAAAAAGAUCACAUUCCGAGGGACGUUCAGAUGUGAAAAGAAGAAAGAACGAGGAAACUUUUGAAGAUUUAUCAGAGGAAACAGUUGCUGAAAUUGUAGCGACUAUUAACGACCCCAAUUACAUGUGCGGACCCGAUGCAGUAUUUCCUCCAAAUGUCCCGCGAGAUGAAACUGCCAAGAUUGAGGAAAGUAGAAAGAUCAUAGAAUUCCACGUGGUUGGAAAUAGUUUGACACAGCCAGUUUCUAAACAAACAAUGCUUUGGUUGAUUGGAUUACAUAAUGUAUUUAGCCAUCAAUUGCCUAGAAUGCCAAAAGAGUAUAUAUCUCAAUUAGUCUUUGAUCCAAAGCAUAAAACGCUAGCUCUGAUAAAAGAUGGCCGGCCAAUUGGUGGCAUCUGUUUCCGAAUGUUCCCUACUCAGGGCUUUACAGAAAUAGUAUUUUGUGCUGUCACGAGUCAAGAACAAGUGAAAGGUUACGGUACACAUUUAAUGAACAUGCUUAAAGACUAUCAUAUAAAAAACAAUAUAUUACAUUUCCUCACGUUUGCUGACGAAUUUGCAAUCGGAUAUUUCAAGAAGCAAGGUUUUAGCAAGGACAUAAAAUUGCCUCGGUCAAUGUAUCAAGGAUAUAUUAAAGAUUAUGAAGGGGCAACACUGAUGCAUUGUGAAUUGAAUGCAAAAAUUGUAUAUACUGAAUUUACGGCUGUCAUACGAAAGCAGAAAGAAAUUAUUAAAAAGUUAAUCCAUCAGAGGCAGCAAGAGAUACAGAAAGUUCACCCUGGUUUGACAUGCUUCAAAGAAGGUGUCAGGGGAAUUCCAGUUGAAUCUAUUCCUGGUAUUCGUGAAACUGGUUGGAAAAGUUACACUCAGACCAGAACCAGAGGAGUAGCCAAAGGAACUCAAGGGCCAGAACCAAUGGAAGCGUGUUUGGAUAUUACUGACUCGUUGUACAAUGCGUUAAAAAAUGUUUUAAAUAGCGUAAAAAAUCACAGUACCGCGUGGCCAUUUUUAAAGCCUGUAGAUAAGAACGAAGUGCCCGAUUAUUAUGAUCAUAUUAAAUAUCCAAUGGAUCUUAAAACUAUGAGCGAUCGGCUGAAAGCUAGGUAUUACGUUACGAGGAGAUUAUUUAUUGCGGACAUGACACGAAUUUUCACCAAUUGCCGCUUGUACAAUAGUCCUGACACUGAAUAUUAUCGAUGUGCUAAUGCUUUAGAGAAAUAUUUUCAAACGAGAAUGAAGGAAAUUGGUUUUUGGGAUAAGUAGAAUUCAUGGAUUGAAAAAUGAAUGUUAAUUACAUUUUUAUGCUGUUUGUAUACAUGGUGUCCGCAUUUUUUUCGCAAUGAAGUCAAUAUUUCUUUCAUAAAUGGUAAUAGUUUUGAAAAAAGUGGAAGAGAAAAAAAGUUGUAAUUGUACAACUUGAACAAUAUUGCAAAUAUACAAAAUUGAAGUGCACCAAGUGUGCAUAAAAACAUUAUAAUUCUUUCGCUUUUUCCAAAAACUUAUUACUUACGAGAAAAAUGAUCACCCAUUAUACCGUAAAUACCCUGUACAUAGAAAUUAAAAACUAGUCAAUUAAAAAAAAAAACAAAUUUUUGAAAAAUACAGAAAGUGAUAUUAAA
Messenger RNA from Frieseomelitta varia, 3028 nucleotides. It is a transcript of the gene KAT2A, whose product is annotated as histone acetyltransferase KAT2A. The record is from RefSeq and is a predicted model, not a curated record. NCBI's taxonomy places the organism in Eukaryota, Metazoa, Arthropoda, Insecta, Hymenoptera, Apidae. Bases 225 to 2672 code for a protein of 815 amino acids. Gene Ontology annotation, cellular component: nucleus; histone acetyltransferase complex. The transcript has 5 exons. Gene Ontology annotation, molecular function: protein binding; histone H3 acetyltransferase activity. Gene Ontology annotation, biological process: chromatin remodeling; positive regulation of transcription by RNA polymerase II.